This is a messenger RNA of Mauremys mutica (yellowpond turtle), 8091 nucleotides long. RefSeq names its product spermatogenesis associated 2 like (gene SPATA2L). Gene Ontology annotation, cellular component: cytoplasm. Lineage: Eukaryota; Metazoa; Chordata; Testudines; Geoemydidae. The transcript is spliced from 4 exons. The record is from RefSeq and is a predicted model, not a curated record. Bases 3798 to 5246 code for a protein of 482 amino acids.
GUCGCGGCUUGUCCCGCUGGGCGUCCCAGGGACCAGGCCUGAGGUGGCAGCGCAGCUUGUGUUGGGCACGUACCCUAUGCAACAGCAGAAACAGAUGGCGGCGAACAAGCCACUGGCGCCAGGGGGCGGAUGAGAUGGUACCUCCAGCUCUGCUACCUAGGACUCUGCUGCUGGCUCAGGAACGUGGAUGCCAGGCUGCAGCCAGGCAGAGAGGAGGCGCAGCAUGCAGGUGCAGGGUGCACCGGAGUGCGGAGGGCAGGAAAGCCACCCACCAUUGUGCCAUCGAUGGCAGAAUUUGCACAGGCAGCUCCGCCAGGGCACUCGCCCCUCCUGCACGGCCGUGGCUGAGCUGGGAGCAUGCGAGCCCCAGCCGGCCCAGGCCCUUUGCUCACUAGGGUGGGGCAGAAGAGAAAGGCUAGGCUGGGCUGAGCAACACAUCGGGGCAGCCGGCACCCACAGCAGGUUUCCCCUCACUCACGGGCAAGGUCCUGUUCCCCUCUCCCCAGCAGGGUGCUCUCAACUCAGCUCCACCCCAGAGUCAGCUGGCUGCCUGGCCAGGACACCGCAGCUUUUUGGCCCUGUUGCUGCCCCAGAUCUAAGUGUCUGCAAUCAUCCAGGAGCUGGUAGGGGCUGGUCUCAGCAGGAAGGGACCUGGCGUCACCCACUAGCUGUGGGUCAGGUCCCCAGCACCUGGGGUCUAGUGUGAGUCUUCGCUCACGCCGGGGGGAGAAUCCAGCAUCGCAGCCAAGGCGAAGCCCACGCUGCCCCUGCCAGCCCGUAUGUGGCUGUGGUUAGAAAACAAAAUCAACCACCUCCCCAUCAUCACCUCUGCCAAACGCCCCACUCAGCCGGCUGCCCGUACCUCUCUCCAGCAGUGACUUCACUAUCCCGGAUCCCACCGUGCCAGCCCCUCCCAGCACCACGACCGCUCUGUCCGAGGCAGACAUCCCGCGGCCAGGUGGAGAGCAGGCUAGCGGCAGAGACACGCACAGGCUGUGGUGGCUCCCAGGCAGGGAAAUAAGUAGGGAAGGUGCAUACCUAGCUCCACCUCCAACUCCCACGGCCACACCCACUGCCCACUUAGCCCCGCCCCCUGCGUCUGCCCCCACCCGUCCUUUGCCUCCUGUCUCACUGUUGCUCGCUGGGUCAGUUGGGACUCAGUGGGCCUGGGACAAACGCCGUCGGGCCACCCUGGAUGCCAGCGCCGGGCUGAGUGCCUCGGCCAGUCUCAGUGAUGGGGCUCCCACCCCUGCCUCUGGGAGACUCUGCCAGUCUCCUGCCAGUCUCCUGGGUCCAUGCCAGCCCUCCCCUCGGUCACUGCCCCCUCCUGGCAGUCAUUUAGCCGAGAGCCGUGGCUAGCGAGGUCAGUUCCCUCCCUCUGCCCACCUCGGUGGGUUCCUCGCCAGCGCCGAGGUGCCCAGAGCGAGCGCAGCAUGUGGCUGCAGGUACCCAGCGCCCUGUCCACAGUGCCAUCUCUUCCUCUCUGCAUCGCCUCACUGCCCACUCCCUCUCUCCCCUGCCUGGGCUCUGUGUCCAGCUCCCCCUCUGGGAAUGCCCCAGGGAGCUGCCUCUGAUCUCAGACUCCUCGUGCAUGUCUGACGCCUCCUCUUCUGGGCCGUGCUCUGCACAGACAGCUCCCCGGCACGCCCACUGCUCCCUCCUCGCUCUCUUGGCAGGGCAGCCUCUGACACGGGGCCACCCCGUCCUUUGGGAUUCCCCCACUGCGGCACAGCGGGGACUGGGGACUGCCAUUGUGUGGGUGCUAACUCGGGGCAGGGUGGGGUUCCUCUACACCAAGACCACCGUCCCGUUGACUCCUUUGCCCUCUGCUCUGCUCAAGCCACAGACCUACCUGCUUCUCACUCCCAUUCCCUCCACUCCGGCUUGUAGCUACCACCUCUGGGAGGUCUGCUCCCUGGCUCUACACUCCUUUGGCUCGCCCCUGGCUCCCCAUCCACUUCCCUCACCUUAACAGCUUCUCUUGAGCAUGAAGAGCAGCCAUGAGCCGAGCUCCCUUUCCUCCCCUGCCCAGCCCCAUGAGCCUGAACUCUCCGUCAGCCCUCCCACCACUCCGAGCUCUUCGUCACGCCGGCCACACAUGCUGCGGCCUGCACUGGAGUCCCGCCAGCUCUCCAGCUCCGUGCCGUGCAGCCCACCUCCUUCCACACAGAGCAGCAUAGCCAUGUGCCCACAGGCUGCCGUGGGCUCCCUGUGGGCUUCAGGGUCCGGUUCAAAAUGGCCCAGCCAACCUCUCUGCUCCUCUUCCAGCUCUCAGUCACCUCCUCUCUGCCCCUCCACCACUGAUGGGAGAGCCUUCUCCUCUGUCACUCUUGCCAUGUGGAAUGGCCUCAUGCAUCUCUGCAACGGGAAUAUCCAACCUCUUUGCUCCUUUGUGGGCCCCUCUGCUGCAGGGCACUCUGGGUGGGACCGGCUGCACGAUCAGGGCCUGACCCAGGUGUGUGCCACAGACAAUCCCUUCCCCCCACCCAGGAAUGGGAUCAGCAAUACCUGUGUUUGGGGCGGGAAGGGUGUCUGUCUUUCAGUGAAGUUAGCACUGCCAGUGCUGGAGCUGGAUAGCCCCCUACAUCACCCCCUCCAAUGUGGGUGUGCUUCCCAUGGCCAGGCCGACCUAACAUUCCUGCCCACAGCCCCUCCACACCCUGCAGCAGAACCAGCCUGGGACCUGUGCUUUCCGCGGGCCGGCCUGCCUGCACUGCGGGUGCAUUAGCACUGGUCUUUGUCUCAGGCAGUGCCCGCUGUGGCAGGCUUGGCCCCGCCCCAGGAGCUCACUAUAAAGACAAGGGCAGCUUUAGCCAGCUCCUAUGAUGCCAGUAGGAUGCAUCCCAAAGGAAUUCUGCAGUGUAGACCAGGGCUGGGGGUGUGACUACUGACCCCAGGGCAGUCUGCCGGACCCUAAAUUGCCUGUGAGCUCGACACAGUAUUCAAUUUCACCAACCAGUUCUCAAGUGUAAACCCCUCAGGCACUAGAACCACCUUAACAAGGAGUCAGACAGUCCCCCUGGCUGCCCCGCUCUGUCUUGCCACCCAGGUGAGCCUGCCUUUGUGACAGAUGGGCCUUUACACCAAGGAUCAGCAAUAGUCAGGUCGAGGUGAGUCACUAACCCACCCCCAACUGCACGGCAGAUCUCACCCCAAAGACAACGCUUGUAGCCAGUCCUAGAAUAAUCCCUCUCAAGAUUUAUUAUGUAGGACAAGGAAACAAGACAGGUAUUGACAAGGCCAAAGCAGCAAGACACACACACAAAUGAGUUCCAGUUGUAAAUUUCAGAAGGUAACAGACGCUUGUAUGCUCAGCAAGCUCGGUAUGUUCUCCAGGGCUAACCCCGGCCAGCCACUGGGCAGCUUCCCUUACGCUUGGUGAUCUUUGCCUCUCACAGUGCAGGCAGCAUGAAGGCACAGAUCCUUCUUCCGAUCCCGUCUCACCCUGCUUGGAGCUGCAAACUCCGCUGCUGGGAGGAAUUCACUUGCAGGCCCGGGGCAUGGGCGGGACAGGGGUGUGGGAAGAAGCCCAGCCCGGCCCCCCUCUCUGGGCUCCGCAGGGGUCACACGGGGAACCAGGCCUCCCUGCAGCUCCCCGCCCCCGGCCACUGCCUAGCCCAGGGCCCCCCGGCCAUACAGGCCGCCUGGGCCGGCAGGGAGGGGGUUAACCCACCAGUGGGCGGGGCGCCGGGAAGCCACGCCUCUCAGCACGUGACCUCCGCUGGCCAGGGGGCGGAACGGGAGGAAACCGGAAGUUGUUGCCCGGCGGAAGAGCGGAGAGACCGUGGGCCGGCAGGAUGGGCUCCAGCUCCCUGGUGCAGCAGAAGUACCGGAAAUGUCUGGAGAGGGAUUUCCGAAGGGGCCACUCGGGGGUCUGCACUGACCUGGCCCUGAGGGAGUGGCUGCGGCAGCACCUGCUGGCAGAUCCGGAGCUGCACUACGCCCUGCGGAAUGACGUCUUCGCCACGCUCGCCAGCAGCCUUCGGGGAUGGGACGCCCUGCCCUUGGCACUCAGGGGGCUGGCCAGGGCCUUUGAGGUCCUUGAGCUGGCAGCUGUCAAUCUGCACCUCCUCCCUUGGCGCAAGGAGUUCAGCACAAUCAAGAUGUUCUCGGGGGUGUACGUGCACUCCCUGCAGGCGGCGCUGUCAGACAGUGACAUCGCAAAGAGCUUCCACAGGAUGGGAUAUGUGAAGAGAGAUGACCAUCACCUCGUGGUGUCCCAGCCACCCCCGGGAGCUGAGCUCGUCCAGGCUGCCUGCGGCUUCUUUGCAGCAAGGGUGGAGUGUGAGAUCCUGGGGGAGAUCCUGUGGCAGCUGGAGCCAUGCCAAGUGUCUGCUGAAGACCUGCUCCAGGUGCGGAGGGGCACCAGGGACCUGCAUGACUGUGUGGAGAAACUACAGAGACUUGCUAGAUGGCCGAAAGGCAGAGAGCCCAGAGCCACGGCAGCUCCUGGCUGUGCUGAAAGCAUUGAUCUCUAUGGGGCUGAGCUGCAAAGCCCAGAGGCUGCGACCCUGUACAGUGACCCCAUGGGAGCCAGGCUGCAAUCACCCCCAUGGGCUUUGUCCUCCCGGGAGCUACACAGGCCUCCCAUCUGGGAACAGAGCCCCACCCUGUGGGGUGAGGCUGUUGGAGUACCUGGUCCUGAGGAUCUCGGGGGAAACGAGGGAAGGAUCUGGGAGAACCGGGGGACUAGUGAAUCUGGCCAGGAGCAGCCUUAUAGAAAUGGGCCCAACUCAGAGGCUGCCGCCUUCUCUUUUAUCUCCUUAAGAGGGGAGCUUAGCAAGAUCAGUGACUCAGUCUCUCCUGAGACCACGGGGAGCACAACCCCGUCCCUGAGCUCCCCUUCUGACACUGCAGUGCUCAAGCCACACGGGGCAGCAAGCUGCCUAAUGCCCUGCUCUGCUGGCAAGGUUAUGCUCUCAGAGUGCAGAACUGCCAGAUUCUUGCCCAUGGCUACAGAGACACCAUGGGAGCUGCUGCCUGCUGCCCCACGGCUAGAGAGCAGCGAAAGGGAAGUGCUGGAGUCACCCUGCUACCAGCUGCAUUCAUGCCUGAUCCGAGGUGCUCUCCCCUCCUACUGCUGUGCCACAUGCUGCCUGCUCCACGCCAGCGGCUGUGAUGCCUUGCAGACCUGCAGGAGUAGCCAUUGCAUGCAGGAGCUGCAGAGUGAGCAGCAGAAGCUCCUGUGGUUACGGAGGACCCAGGUGGACAUGCUGCUGAAAGAAGGCUCUGGGGCUCAGCCCUAGCUACAGGACGAGCUGCCUCCCCAGUGCCUGCAAAUGCUGUGGGAUGUGUCAACCAAAUCCUACCUCUGGGGGAAGCAUCAGGACUUGCCUGAUGACACCUGGUUCUGUUCUAGGGGAAGCCUCUAGUGGCAGAGCUGAUUUCCUCCCCCUACCCCGCUACAGCAGUGCUCUGUAGAGACUCGCCCCAGAUCCUCCUCUGCUGUAGCUGCCUACGAUAACCCUGCCCUACAUUCAACACUACUACUCUUCCCUCCCAACUCCCAUAAGCCAAUUCCAGGGAUUGGCCUCCGCUGGGUCUCUGGCAUGAUCUCCUGGCCCUGCUUAGUCACAGCUCUAGCUUCCCGAGGAGCAGGGGCCUCUUAGCUCACAGGCUUCUCAGAACAGCCUGAAAUAUUGGACCUAGGUACGGACAAGGAGAAAUGAGAGACUUGCUGUUUUUCAAGCGAUUCCCUUGAGUUGGUGGAAGGAUGCUGCUCUGUCCAGGUGCUCUGUGGCAUGGCCCAUGUGGACAGCUCUGCCCCUGCCCCAGGAGGGAAGCACAGAUGAACUGUCCACCAAAGGCCAGCCAUGAGAGGAGAGAUGGCGGCUUGGGGGAAGAUCUUGUGCUGGUUCUACCCAUUGCUGCUCAGGCUGACUGGUCUUAAGGUUCUGGGUGGGACAGAAGGUGCCCAGGGGAAGAAGUGUCUGGGUUUAGGCGGGGCCCUGGCUCCUCCUGGCAGUGGGUGUUUGAGCUAGAGCAGCUUUUGCCCCAGACUGAUGGGUCAUAUGGAAAUGACAGAUGCUUUGAGCUGUGUGCAUCUGCCCAUUGUUGGGUGAUGUGUCUCCCGCACCCUGCCUGCCUCAGCUGCCCUGGGCGAGCUGACAGCCUUCACAGAGUUAGCAAGCUAGGCUCUUGCCCUGCAGUAUCCCCUACUACCAAAUUCUUGUCCUCGUGAGCGCCGUGGCACUUGGGGUUCUCCACAAUCAAUGGUUGCUGGAGCUUUGGAGGAAGGGUUACACUGUUAGUCCCAUGGGAUGCAGUGCAGUAGGAGUUCCCUUGUCUGAUGCUCUAGCUCCUUGGUCAGCAGAGCCUUAGGGAUUCAGUUCCCAUCUCCCCAGGGCUCAGCUCUGAUGUCUCAGGCCCCUAUUCCUCUGCCUAGGUCCCUGCUUGCACCUUUCCUGGGUGCUUUUGGGCACAGCAAAGCUUCUCCUUCCUGUAUCAAGGGUUAAGUGGAGUGGGCACUGGCUCCUGGAAAUGACAGCCAAUCCCCUCCCCCUGUGCACAUGCACACAACCCAGCUGGAAACUCAAAGGCAGCAGAAUGCUGGACCCAGGAAAGCCAAAAAGGGAGCUGCCUGCUGCUGCUGCCUGGGGGGAAGGGGGCCAUGUCCCUCUCUUGCUACGCUGUUUAGAGCAGCAGUGCCAGGGCUCCUGGCUCACACUCAGGGAGGGGAAGCUGAGAACACUGGGGAUGGCCCCCAGUUUCAGUGUGAGGUGGCUGGAAUCAGUGCCAGCAGCCAGGCACUAAACAGAGCCCCCCUGAAAACCCACCCCAGGUGAAAUCCAGUGGUGAUGAGUGCUGUACCUUCCAGGGCACCGGGAGAGUGCGCAAUAGGAUGGCACCCCCGCCUUUCAGAUGGCCCACUGGCCAAGUACCCCAGCCCCUCUGGCUGGGUAAGGCCCCCUUCCCAACUCAGCUCUUGCUGGUAACCCUCACCUCAUCUCUGCUCGACUCAGAACAAAGAAAGAAUGUUGUCUAUCACCUCCACAGUUACCUAAUAAAGUGUUUUUCUUUCUAGCCUGGUAUUCUGGCUCCCGGGCAGGGUGUGGGAGCUUAUCCUAUGCCACACAAAUUCCACCUGCCCAUUACCAGGGGCUCUUGCUUCAGACUUUCAUGUCCUUAACUCGCUGAUGGUGGUGGCUCAUUAACAGAGGGUGAUCUUGUUAAGAAGCUCCAGGCAAUGACGGGUAGAGGGGAAACUGUGACUACCCAAGCUGCUGAGGGUGCCGUGUGUCACAGCAGAAUGAGUCAGAAGCCUUGAGAUCUCAGCCCAAGACCAGCAGGAUUGGCUCAGGCCCCUGUGGGGGUGGCACAGCUCCUGGAGGAAGUGAUGGCACUGCUGCCGUACACUGGCUGAGGGGAGAGCACCUGCAGCUGGGGUUUUCCAGCUGGGCUGGGAACGUUUGUCAUUGCGGCCCCAGGGUGCUCGGAGGGGGGAAGAGUUCUGAGCUAGGUCACUACAUUGUGCUUCCAGGACUCUGCGCUCCCCGUCCUGUGCAGCGUUAGGUGACGGGAGAGCUGUGACAUGCUACACACAGCAGCCAUUCCUCCCUUGUGCUGGGCCGGCUGCCUCGGGUAAACAGGAGAGCAGCGCUGCAGGACUAUCCAUUACAGCUGACACUCACACGACAUUUUAUUGAGGGCAGGAUCACAAUGAGGAACAAAGAACCAAGGGACUUUUCUAAGUGCAGCUUCCAGCUUGUAACAAACCCAGCAGCCAUUCAGGGUCAGGCAGAACCUCUUGCCCCGGCUGCUCACCUAGCUCAAGGUUCUUUUCAGCCCAUAGGAAUGUGUUCACACAUUGCCCUUCCUUGGAGCUUCUGCCAGGGGCUGGUGAUGGGCCACUGGCACUGGGUGGAGAGGGGCGCAGGAUAGAUACGAAGUUUGCCCUGACUGCUCUCUUGGUGCAAAGAUGAUAGAACAAUCCACAGCCCUCGAGCGUGUCUCCAGCAGCUGCAUUUGAGUGGAAGUUCGGGAUACCGUCCUCCUAGGCAGCGCUGGACCACCCAGCAGGAGGCACCCUGAGAAUAUCGACAGGUCAAGAGGAGCCUGUACUGCGUCUGCCUUGGGUCCUAUAGCAGCUGG